UAACCCGAAAAAAAGGCAAAGCCUUUUCAUCCGAUCAUGGAUCUUAAAAGAAAUGGGCCCAACACUAACAAGUAGGCCCAAUCCAACCAUAACCCAGACGACCAAUCAGCCAGACCAGACUUUCACACGGGCACGAAGAUCAAGAAAGAUAAGGAAGAACCAUCUCACGCGCUUCUACAACUUCAUACAACACACUCCAUUAGUAUAUCUCAUCUCAUCACCUUAUAAUUCUCUAUAAAGAGAGUUCACUCCACGCGCAAUCAUUGCGUAGAUCAGUUCCAAUCAAUGAAAAAAAAAUGGAUAACAGAAAUAUAAAAUAUAUAAAUAAAUUCAAUUAAGAGAUUUUGGGCUUUGAAAAUUGAAGGUGUUGAGUUUGAGAGAGAGAGAAGCUUGUGAGGAACGAAACUGAAUUUUAAUGGCGGAACCACUCGUGGUAGAUGGAGAGUACCUUAAGGAGGUGGAGAAAGCUCGUAGAGACCUUCGAGCUUUGAUCUCAAGCAAGAAUUGUGCUCCUAUCAUGCUUCGUUUGGCGUGGCAUGAUGCGGGAACUUAUGAUGUCAAUACCAAAACAGGAGGACCUAAUGGCUCAAUCAGAAAUGAGCAUGAAUUAGGCCAUGGAGCAAAUAGUGGCUUGAAAAUUGCUAUUAGCUUGUGUGAGGAAGUGAAGUCCAAACAUCCGAAGAUUACCUAUGCUGAUCUUUACCAGCUUGCUGGAGUUGUUGCCGUUGAGGUCACUGGGGGUCCAACUAUUGACUUUGUUCCAGGAAGAAAGGAUUCUCUGGAAUCUCCAGAAGAAGGGCGUCUCCCAGAUGCUAAACAAGGAGUAUCACACCUUAAGGACAUCUUUUAUCGCAUGGGACUAUCUGACAAGGACAUUGUGGCACUUUCUGGUGGCCACACAUUGGGAAAAGCACAUCCAGACCGAUCAGGCUUUGAUGGCCCUUGGACAAGUGAGCCUUUGAAGUUCGACAACUCAUACUUCGUGGAGCUACUGAAAGGAGAAUCAGAAGGACUAUUGAAACUUCCAACAGACAUUGCAUUACUGGAUGAUCCUGCAUUCCGAGGCUAUGUUGAGCUAUAUGCCAAGGAUGAGGAUGCAUUCUUCAAGGACUACGCAGAGUCGCACAAAAAGCUUUCGGAGCUAGGGUUCAGCCCGGUUCGGUCGAGCAACAAGGAAUUUGCAAAGAGUAGUGUGAUAAUUGCACAAAGUGCAGUUGGUGUGGCUGUUGCUGCAGCUGUGGUCAUCCUCAGUUACUUCUAUGAAGUUCAUAGAAAAACCAAGUGAUGAAUUAAUCAAUCAUUUAUAUAAUUAGUACAUUAAUGGGAACAUUAUUAACGCAAAUCAAAAAUAAUAAGUCCUCAUUUAAGAUGAUGAUGUUGUAGUCUUGACUCUUAGAAAAAAAAAACAAAAAACUUGUGGAUUUUGUUUCAAUUUUAAAAUAAUAAACAAUAAUGUCAUUAUUAUAAA
Molecule: messenger RNA, 1468 nt
Organism: Cannabis sativa
Lineage: Eukaryota; Viridiplantae; Streptophyta; Magnoliopsida; Rosales; Cannabaceae
Product: L-ascorbate peroxidase 3
Exons: 9
Coding region: 416-1285 (289 amino acids)
Biological process (GO): hydrogen peroxide catabolic process; response to reactive oxygen species; cellular response to oxidative stress
Molecular function (GO): heme binding; peroxidase activity
Source: RefSeq, a predicted model, not a curated record